AUGGCAAAUAAGGAAAAUCUGAGCAGUAUGUAUAGCCUUUCCAAAGUAAGUCCUUGCCUAUAUCUGCCACUGCUGGGAAAACGAUAACGUGGGGUGGGAAUGUGUCAACAGUGGUACCUCGGGUUACAAACACUGCUAACCCGGAAGUAGUACCUCGGGUUGAGAACUUUGUCCCAGGAUGAGAACAAAAAUCGCGUGGUGGCGGCGGGAGGCCCCAUUAGGGAAAGUGCUUCCCAGGUUAAGAAUGGUUUUGGGUUAAGAACAGACCUCUGGAAUGAAUUAAGUUCGUAACUUGAGGUACCACUGUAUGUGUAACAGACAAAAAUUGGAUGACUAGUCUUUGACCAUAUCUUCUGCUCUUGACAAAAGUCCUAUCGUGUGUGUGUGUGUCUGUGUCUGGUAGCCUGUGGGCUCUAAAUUGUGGCUUUUACUAGUAUCACAUUUAUUAAUGGGGCUUCAAAUGAAGGUAUAUAACCAAUUAUGUGAGGGGGAGCAUUCUCCAUUAUUUUACUUUUCCAUGGAAAUUUUCCCAUUUCAUAAGUUCAUUGGUAACAGUGGAUGGAUGUCAGUUGUAAAGACAAUUAAUACUAGACAAACCUGGCAGUUUCAAAGUUAUUUGCUCUGCUGACAAAAUACAAGUAAUAAUAGUAAUAAUAAUAAUAAUUAAUAUGUUAUUUAUACCCCGCCCACCUGGUUGGGUUUCCCCAGACACUCUGGGCGGCUUCCAACAAAAGAUUAAAAGUACAAGUACAUAAGCAAGUUAAAUCAGAUCACUGGAGUGUUUCAGAAAACCUACUGAUAACAAAUACACUGACUUUCUGUCUUUGCACACAGGGCUGUGUGUACGUCUUCAUUUAAAAACCACGAAAUGUGACCUUGAAUGGGGCUAUUUCUUGAUUGCGUUGUCCCUUUCCUGCAGUAUCGGGUGAACAACAUGACAAGUGCUCAGCGGGUUGCCUGUAAGGAUACCAACACUCCAUCAUCCAUCACCCCUUCUGGAUCGCUUUUGGCCCACAGAGCUAUUUCCAGCAGCACAAAGAAAGGCCCGAAGGAUUCAGGUGCCCAGAAUAUGGGUAAGACCUGGUCUGCUUUGUGGAAAUUUUUGGAAAUGCCUCUCACCGAUUCCUGUGCUGCUGAAAUUGCCUCGGAUGCACCCCAUUGCUUUGGGGUUUUCCCCAGACUGCUUGUCGUAAAGGAUGCUGGGGCUUGUGUUGGUCUUGCCGUGUUAUGGAUGACUUUGUUUUCUGUUUCCACAGCUGUCGCAGGCAGGGUUCCUAUUGAGUCUGGCUCCAUGGCUCAGCCGCCAAAGGAAGGCCCUGAGUGAGUUCCCUUGUUACUGGUUUCAGAAAGCUGGCAGUUGCAAAUCUGUUUCUGGACUUGGGAAUGGGUUGGGGCUAGCCAUGUUUAUUUACUUACUAAAUUUCUACCCCGCUCUUCAUCCGAAGAUCCCAGAGCAGUUUAAAUAUAAAAACACAAACUUAUACAGGUGUACCUUGGAUCUCGAACGCCCUGGAACUCAGACGUUUUGGUUCCUGAACGCCGCAAACCCGGAAGUGAUUGUUCUGGUUUCCAAACGUUCUUUUGGAACCCGAACGUCCGACAGGGCUUCCACGGCUUCUGAUUGGCAAAACCUAUGUGGUGUUUCGCAACUUUCUGACUAGUUGCAGGACCUUAGCCAGACCUAGCAGAAUACACGCAGAAAGAAACGGAAGCAAUUGGCGACUUGGCUGCAGACAGGAUAGACGAAGCAGGAACAAGGAUCUUGUAGCUAGGUGUUUAUUAUAUACAGUGGACUAUUUACAGGAACAGAACUCAGAUCUUUUGCUAGCUCUCUCUCACACAACUCUUACACUGACACACUGAACUCCAGAACUAACACAUUCCAGUUAGUAGGCCAUUAAUUAUCACUCCCUUGAGAGAGCUUGACCAAUCAGGGAGCUGUCUCCAUGCCUCUGUUAUCACCAGGAAGACUUACUCCUUCACAUGACCUUCUGGCUGUCUGCCAAACCUUAAUUGACUCUGUGUGAGUAGCUGCACGUACACAGUUUCCCAACAGGAGCUUCCUGCAGCCAAUCAGAAGUUGCGAUUUGGCUUUAAAACGUUUUGGAAGUCGAACGGACGUCCAGAACGGAUUCCGUUCGACUUCCAAGGUACGACUGUAAUAGCAAACCAAAACAAUACCCUGCCAGUUCGAAAGGCCAUAGAUUGUUUAAUGAGCCAAAGGCCUGGGAGAAGAGGCAUGUUUUUGCCUGGUGCCUAAAGGUAUGUAGCGAUGGUGUUAGGAGAGUCUCCCUGCAGGGAACAAUAGGGUUUCAAGGUGCCUGUCCCCUCCUUGCAACAUGAGAAAUUCCUCUGGGGUGUCAUGCCAGCUAAUCUAUUUAUCCUCCACUCCCUAGGCGCUUAUUCACCAUUGAUGACUUUGAGAUCGGGCGUCCUCUGGGCAAAGGCAAGUUUGGGAACGUCUACCUGGCUCGGGAAAAAGAAUCCAAGUUCAUUGUGGCGCUCAAAGUGCUCUUCAAAUCCCAAAUGGAGAAGGAGUGCGUGGAACAUCAGCUGCGGCGGGAGAUUGAAAUCCAGUGUCACCUCAGGUACUGCAAAAGACCAAAGGCCUCUGAGCCUCCAAGUUCAUAAUAGUUUUCACUGUCGGCCUGCUUUGCCCCCUUCCUGUGAGCAUCAUGGACAAAAACGGCCAAGGAAGUUUUUGGAAAAGAUGGACUCUCUUUGGGUGUAGAAGCUGUUGUCCCUAGAAUCCUGUCAGUUUCCGGCUGUACAGGUGAUGUCGUUUGUUAAAUUUCUGUCCCUCGCAAAGAGCCGGCAAACGAAAAGAAAAAAAGCAGUGAAAGAAUUCUAUUAAAUUAAAAGUGGUCCCUCAGCUGGCAAUUGUGUGGCCCCAUGGAUCUUCAUCCCUUUAAUGCAGGGGUCAGCAAACUUUUUCAACAGAUGGCCGGUCCACUGUUCCUCAGACCUUGUGGGGGCUGGACUAUAUUUUUUUGGGGGGGGAUGAACGAAUUCCUAUGCCCCACAAAUAACCCAGAGAUGCAUUUUAAAUAAAAGCACUGUAAAAACAUGCUGAUUCCCGAACUGUCUGCGGGCCAGAUUUAGAAGGCGAUUGGGCUGGAUCCGGCCCCUGGGCCUUAGUUUGCCUACCCAUGCUUUAAUGUCUCUUUCCUUUGCUGCCGCUCCCCGGUCGUCGAUUCUAAUGCCCCUCCCCUUUUCUGCAGCCACCCCAAUAUCCUGCGCCUUUACAACUACUUCCACGACCGGAAGCGUGUAUAUCUGAUCCUGGAGUAUGCCCCUCGUGGGGAGCUCUACAAGGAACUGCAGAAACACCGGCGUUUUGAUGAGCAGAGGAGCGCCACGGUGAGCUUGCGCAUGACUGUGCCUGGGCUCAGAGGUUAAAUAACAGCUUGGGGGCCCUUAAACCUUAAGGUACCACAUGCGUUGGCGGAAAGGCGGGAGGAUGUUGCCAGGGGAUGGGGUGUAGCUCAGCAGGAGAGCAUAGCCCAAAAAUGGUCCCUGGUGGCAGACAGCCACUGGCUAAAUGGUGUACAUGAGGCACAUCCAGCUCCCAAGAGACUGUGAUCUACUCCCAGUAUAUAAAAAAAACUGGCAGUGAUCUACCCACUGGAUUGACCAAAGUUGCUGAGCUUUUUUGGGGGAGCCUUCACCACAGUUGUUGAGGAUCAACUAGGAAUGCCCCGCGAUCGACUGGUUGAACAUACUUGGUGAACAUGAACUGUUGAUUUAAAGAAAACACCUACAUUGAAUAAGAGCAAUUAACGUACAACCUUGAAAGAGAACACAUUAUUAUUAUUAUUAUUGCUGUUGUUAUUAGUAAAAGAUAAAGGUACCUGCUCCUGCCAACCUAGCAGUUCAAAAGCACGUCAAAGUGCAAGUAAAUAAAUAGGUACCACUUCAGCGGGAAGGUAAACGGCGUUUCUGUGCGCUGCUCUGGUUCGCCAGAAGCAGCCCAGUCUUGCUGGCCACAUGACCCGGAAGCCGUACGCCGGCUCCCUCGGCCACUAAAGCGAGAUGAGAGCCGCAACCCCAGAGUCGGCCACAACUGGACCUAAUGGUCAGGGGUCCCUUCACCUUUACCUAAAGGACCCCUGACAGUUAACUCCAGUCGCAGACGACUCUAGGGUUGCGGCGCUCAUCUCGCUUUACAGGCCGAGGGAGCCAGCGUUUGUCCACAGGCAGUUUUUCCGGGUCAUGUGGCCAGCAUGACUAAGCCGCUUAUGGCAAAACCAGAGCAGCACACAGAAACGCCGUUUACCUUCCCACCGGAGCGGUACCUCUUUAUCUACUUGCACUUUGACGUGCUUUCAAACUGCUAGGUUGGCAGGAGCAGGGACUGAGCAACGGGAGCUCACCCCGUCGCGGGGAUUCGAACCGCCGACUUUCUGAUCGGGAAGCCCAAGAGGCUCAGUGGUUUAGACCACAGCGCCACCCGCAUCCCUGUUGUUAUUAUUGGAAACAUUUAAAAACCUAUGAGCACGUGUAAAUUCAUGUGGAUGACAAAACAUGGCAUCAUAACAGACUUGGAAAAUCUUUUACCUUGCAGAUUUAGCUUACAUCCGCAGGGUAUAUACUACCAUCUAUAGUAUUAAGAUAAUUUCUCUAUACUGGCUGCUGUGACUGAGACAGAAGGGAGAUUACUAUUCCUAUUGUUAAUAAACACUAUAAAUUGAGACCAUGCUUAACACUCGUGCUGAAAUAGAAAAGCCUUUGCCAAGGGCCUGAAGUUCAGGGAAGGGUCUAGCCUAAUCUCAGUCUGGAAUGGCUACCAUGGGGUUGGGUUUUUGGUGGUUAUAAGCUGAACAUUUGAACCAUGGAGGACCACUAAUAACCUCCCCUGAAGACCUCCGUCAACGUGCAGAGAUCAGCUGGUCUUUAAGGUGUCCUUAAGACUCUAAUCUAGCAAAUUAUAUACAAGAAUCUUGAACGGGGCCCAGUACCAUUUGGGCAGCCAGUGCAGGUUUUAAGAAUUGGUGCUGGCAAUAGUUUGUUUGCAUUAAUCAAAUCUUGAGGUCACCAGUGCAUGAAUCAUCCUGGCCAGGCUAUGCCUGUCCAAGAACGUCCAUCGUGGGCACACCAGCUGGAGCUGGCAAAAUAAUAAUAAAAAUAAAAUUUAUUUAUACCCCGCCCUCCCUGGCCAGAACCGGUCUCAGGGUGGCUAGCACCAAUAAAAUCACAGUAAAAACAAAAGGGGGGGGGAUCCAAUUUAAAAUACAGGUUAAAAUGCAAUUUAAAAUGCAGCCUCAUUUUAAAGUAGCUGAUAAAUCAAGACCAUAAGGGGAGGGAAACAUAAGGGUCAGGCUGAGUCCAAACCAAAGGCCAGGCAGAACAGCUCUGUCUUGCAGGCCCUGCGGAAAGAUGUCAAGUCCCGCACAGCCCUAGUAUCUUGUGACAGAGCGUUCCACCAUGUCGGGGCCAGUGCUGAAAAGGCCCUGGCCCUAGUUGAAACCAAUCUAACCUCCUUGAGGCUCAUGACCUCCAAAGUGUUGUUAUUUGUGGACCUUAAAGUCCUCCACAGGGCAUACCAGGAGAUGCGGUCCCGUAGGUACGUGGCUGAUCUGUUUGGCUGUCAUUCAAAGGGUGCAGUUUGAGGUUACCCAGUGCACCAAAGGAGCAGGGCGGUGGGUUCAAGUCUCUCUCACAUAGCAAGGCACUGGUGUCCCAAGGUGUACGCAACGGACCCUUCUUUGCUUCACCUCUGCAGUACAUGGAAGAGCUGGCUGAUGCCCUCCUCUACUGUCACAGCAAGAAGGUCAUUCACCGGGACAUCAAGCCGGAGAACUUGCUUAUGGGGCUGAAGGGGGAGCUGAAGAUUGCUGAUUUCGGCUGGUCCGUGCAUGCCCCCUCGCUCAGGUAAGGGGGGGCGUCCUUGGUUUGGUUUGCCCUGGUGGUUUGCCCGGGAUAUCUGAGGCCCUAGUUCUUCACUGCGCUGCCCCAGAUCCCUUCAGCUCUUAACCGCCCUUGACCUCCUGCUCUGCCUCAGGAGAAAGACCAUGUGUGGGACUAUGGACUACCUGCCCCCUGAGAUGAUUGAAGGCAAACCCCACAACGAGAAGGUGGACCACUGGUGCAUCGGGAUCCUGUGUUAUGAGUUCCUGGUGGGGCACCCGCCCUUCGAGACCGCCUCCGCCCCGGAGACGUAUCGCCGCAUUGUAUCGGUGAGCUUUGCAGUCGGCUUCACAGUUGGCCCACAAUUGCCACUCAUGACAGCAAUUUCCGUGCAGAGUUGCUGGGUUGUGCCAGGAGGGUUCUGCUAGCACCAGGGGGCUCUGGCCCCAAAGGGGAUUGUCCCAAGAAGUGGUGCAGUAGAGGGGGAGAGGAAGAGACAAAAGCACGAGGCCUGGGAGCUUAUGUGGCAGCAGAACUGGUGAAAAGCAUAGGACCAGUUCUUGCGGCUUCAGAAUGGAGUGGGCCACCCAGGGUCAGCAACACUGAUUACCGUAUUUUAACUCAAUAAGGCACACCUUUUUCCUCCUAAAAAGUAAGGGGAAAUGUCUGUGCGUCUUAUGAAGCGAAUGCUGCAUAGAGGAGGGAUGUGUAAGUGGCUCCUGUCUGCUUUGCUGCUUUAAAGUGAGCCGUGGAGGAGAGAUGGACGGACUCCCCUUCCUUCCCUCCUCUGAGGCUCUGUUUUAAAGCAGCAAAGCGGAAAGGAGCAGUCCGCUUUGCCGCUUUAAAGCGAGCCACGGAGGACGGAUGGGAGCCAUGGCUCCCCUUCAUUCAGAAUAUUUUUUUUCGUGUUUUCCUCUAAAAACUAGGUGCGUCUUAUGGUCAGGUGCGUCUUAUGGAGCAAAAAAUACGGUGAUUGCUUCCUAGCUGGAUCUUUGCUGGCCACAACGCAGAACCCACCACUGGGCCUGGCUGCCACUUUCCUCAGGGCUGUAGACACGUAUCCUGAAUAGGGUACAACCCUUUCAUGAGAGCCUAGAGGCACUGCAAUGCACACUUCUGGGAAAUCAUGAGGUUUGGAGCCCAUGUGGCUACAGUGUUGGACUUUAAAAGCUGGGAAAACCCAGGCUCCCCCCUCCCAUCCUUCAAGCAGGCCUUGGGCCCACCUCUCUAGAUCUAGCUUUCCUCGGACGGUGGGUGUGAGAAUGAGGGUGGGGGUGGAGAACGGGGGGAAGCCUUGUGCACAUGAAGACCCUUCAAGGUGUUUUGGAGGAAGAGACACAUUGAAUGAAUGAAUGAAUGAAUGAAUGAAUGAAUGUUUAUUUGCGUCAGCCAUCGGCCACAGCAACAAUACAACAAUGCAAUAUAUAAAAAACUGAAAUAAAAAGUCAAUUAUAUAAAACACACUUUAGGAUCCUGAAUCAGCAGUCAAAUAGUGGGCCCAGCUAAAAACCUUGCAGACUUUGCUUUCAUCUGCUCAUCUUGAUCUGCCAAGAGAAAGGGCACCGUGGCAGUGGUUGGAUGACCCAGAAUGGACAAUAAAAGAGGGGUGAUCAUCUCAUUCCUCAAGUCUUUAUAAAGAGUGAAAGCCAGAAGGGCAUGUGCCACCGAUUUGGGACUGCCAUCUCCACAGGGACAUAAGCGUUUUUCGUGUGGAAUGUGUUGGAAUCGUCCCUCAAGUACAGCCGAGGGCAGUACAUUCAAUUUUGCGAGGGUAAAAGCGUGUCUAUAUUUUGGGAUUGCUAGGUUAUGCAGGUAGGGUGCCAGAGAGUCGAAAUGAGAAGGUGGAAAAUAGUCAUACCAUGGGCAAAAUUUCCUUAUACAUACAACAUACCAACUGGCUGAGCACAGGCUGUCUAGCAAUAAAGUAGGCAAAAAUGAGAUCUCCCUUCCACCAUGUCUUAUGAUAAUUCAAAAUAGGGAAAGCUACCUGAGGAGAGUACAGAGGGAAGUGAGGGGCAGAUGGGGCUCGUCCACCUGUGAAAGUAGCCCAUCUUGGAGAAGGAAAGCUUGAUGCUGUUGUAAACAAAAUCUGCUCUUUUUCCGUUAUGGGGUAUCCAAAAGCCCAUAUACUAUUGGUAGGAGAAAAUAACAGAGGCCAGCCAGAGAAUAUUGAGAAGCAAAGCAGCUAGUAAGCCUGAUCUUUAUUGAACUGUUGCAACAGGGUGCUCCCCUCACACGCAGGAAAGGAGGAGGACCCAGAACCAAGGUGUGCCUGCCCCUAUAUAGACAUUUUAAAUUCCCUGCCCUGGAGCUCCAGACCACCCCUCCAUACAUCAUACAUACAUCACAGAAGCGGUGUAACCCAAGACCCCCCCCCCCAAACAUCAUACCUACAUCACAGAAAAGGUGGUCUACAACAGAAAUUUGAAUGUUGUUUUUCCUGUCUGCCAGGUUAUCUGAUAAUGCCCCAUCUGAUUCCCUUUCCUGGUAGUCUGUCCAUUCCUUUGAGAUGGUGGUUACUAAAUUCCUGUAACAAGGAAGGGUUUUUUCCCCACCUCCUCCCAUUUGGUCAGUUUGGGAGUCCAAAUGGUUUCAGGACUGUCUUCCUGUGCUGCUUCAGACAUGUGCUUUAUAUAUUUAUGUACGUGUUUGCUUGGUACAUUUAUGAACAUUUAUUAUAUAUCUAAGACUUGCCGAUCAGGGAGCCCUGACCAUUAGGUCCAGUCGUGACCAACUCUGGGGUUGCGGCGCUCAUCUCGCUUUAUUGGCCGGGGGAGCCGGCGUACAGCUUCCGGGUCAUGUGGCCAGCAGGACUAAGCCGCUUCUGGCGAACCAGAGCAGCGCACGGAAACGCCGUUUACCUUCCCGCCGGAGUGGUACCUAUUUAUCUACUUGCACUUUGACGUGCUUUCGAACUGCUAGGUUGGCAGGGACAGGGACCGAGCAACGGGAGCUCACUUGCUUCCUGCCUAAAUAUGUUACCAAUGCAAGUACCAGAGAUGUCUUUCCAAGUGUGUGUGUGUGAGAGAGAAAUGCGUUCAGAAGCCGAGGAAGCGUUUGUCCCUUGCUAAAUCCUCCCAUGCCUGCUUUUCUCUGGUUCGUGGUCUUGACUCCCUUUUCUCUCUCUCCCGUACCCCAAAUACAGGUAGAUCUGAAGUUCCCCCCGUUUGUGACAGAAGGUGCCCGGGACUUGAUUUCAAAGCUGCUGCGCCACAACCCGGCUGAUCGACUGCCGCUUCAGGGUGUGAUGGAGCACCCUUGGGUGAAAGCCAACUCGCGGCGGGUGCUGCCUCCUGUCUAUAACGCUGGGCCUGUGAACUAGCUCUAAGGAGGGACACAUGAGGAGGGACUGGUCAUAACCGAGCGAUGGCCCAGGAAGAAUUUUGGUUUGGUUAUGUUUUAAGGUUUUCUUUCAAAUGAUUGUAGGGUCUUAAUUUUUUAUUUUUAUUUUUAUUUUUUGCUCCUGGAGGUCCUUGCUGGAAGAACUGCUAGGCGAGUAGUUUAUUUCUGCCUCCUGGGGGAUAAACUUGCCCCUCCAAGCUUCUGGGGAAGCUGGCUUCGAUUGCUUCAGAGUCCGUAUUGAAAAAUGGGUGUUGCUUCAGUUGGAACUGAAGGCCUUUAAUCCUUACUCUCCGAAAAGCUCUUUUUAAUAGGCCCACAGUCACCCAGACCGUUCUAAGACAUUGAUCUUGUGGCAUUAUCCUACGGAGAUGUUUGCGUCUUUAAUAAAACUAAUAUUAUUUUUUAUAUAUACUUGAUUGGCUGUGCCUCCUGUUCCUUCGUCCAGCUGAAACUUUGGAUGGUUAUUUCCGAUUUCCUCAAAGCGCAGAAACAGAUGGGUGGGGUUUGGCUUGGCGCUUGACACAGAGGACUCAUUGUUAUGCUGGGGGCGGUGGCUCGGGCUGAGUGUACAUGUACUUUCCUGCCCAGACGCCCCGCCCUGCCAUAAACUCUUCCUUUGGACUUUCCAAAAGACAGCCUGGAGAAAUUGGUCAGAAGAAGAAAGCAAGGCGUGGAUGUUAUGCUUGCAGGCCUGUGUUGGUCAGUGCGGGAAAGCAGAGAUUUCAUGUAUGCUGCAUGGAGCUCCACGAUGGGAGAGAGAAUUUCAAGAAAUAAAAGCAUAAAUGGAAUAUUCAAUGGAAAGGGCUAAUUCUCACUGAGGGGGGUAACACGACAGUUGCAUGUAGUGCCCCAACUGCCUUCUAAAAUAAGACAUAAAAAUAGCCAGUGAGGCUGUACAGUGGUACCUUGGGUUAAGUACUUAAUUCGUUCCGGAGGUCCGUUCUUAACCUGAAACUGUUCUUAACCUGAAGCACCACUUUAGCUAAUGGGACCUCCCACUGCUGCCGUCGCGCUAUUUCUGUUCUUUUCCUGAAGCAAAGUUCUUAACCUGAAGCACUAUUUCUGGGUUAGCGGAGUAUGUAACCUGAAGCGGAUGUAACCCGAGGUACCACUGUACAGGUUACAGACUCCACUAACCCAGAAAUAGUGCUUCAGGUUAAGAACUUUGCUUCAGGAUGAGAACAGAAAUUGUCCUCCGGCGGUGCGGCAGCAGCAGGAGGCCCCAUUAGCUAAAGUGGUGCUUUAGGUUAAGAACAGUUUCAGGUUAAGUACGGACCUUCAGAACGAAUUAAGUACUUAACCUGAGGUACCACUGUAGUUGGAAGCAGAAAAGCAAUAGGGUAGAGAGGCUUCUUAAAGUUUCCACUCUUGUGGCACUGAUGCAUUUAAAAUUGCAGCCCUCUGAUUUAUUUAGCUGCCAGAGUACAGUUUUUUCCUUUGUACAGGAAAAGGGCGGGGGGUGAACCUGCCUACUGUUUCUGAGGGUAUCCUAGUGGGGAAAUGCAUGGGACAAGUGGGUUACGUCUUUCCUAGACACCCCCUUCAAAUCGUAGCUUCAAAGUUUCAUGGUGUUUAGAAAUAAUGGCAGAGGAGGCCAAUAACUACCUUAGGUGCACCUGAGCAGUACAGCUUUAGGCUUACAAAUAUAGGCUCUCAGCAUUCAGUUUGGGGUUUUUAGUGGCCUCUGCCAUUAUUGGUAUGUGAGAUGGCUAAUAAUGCCAAAAUCAGUUUAAAGAAGAGAGAAAGAUGCAAGCUAUAUUCCAAGUAGAUGACAUGAAUUUCAUGUGUUUUUAUUGUGUAUUAUAUCCACGCUUAUGCACUCAAAUAUGUUGUAAGCUGCUUGGAGAACUUUUUUGUGUAACGAGCAGCUAACAAGUUUAGAUGAUAUAAUUUGCAAAAGCAAAGCACAACAGUGAGAUUUCCUCUGCCCCAAAAUUAAAAGAACACUUGUCUCCUGCAAGAUAAAGAUUAGAUGGGUUUGUGUGUUUUUUGGUUUAAAAAGUGCUCUCCUGUACAUCAUUUGCAGUUUGAAGUAGCACAGCUCAGAUGCAUGUUUAGCAAUUGUUACCUAUUUAUUAUAUUUGUACCACACCUUCCCUCCGAGCAGCAGGGUGGUGGACUAAAUGUCCCUUGGAGUACUUCCAAAUCUACAAUACUGUGUUCCUAUGACUCCUCAUUUUAUUCGUGCAACAACCCUGUGAAGGUACAUUAGGCCAAGAGAUAGUGAUUGGCAUGGCUGGAUGGAAUUUGAAUCUCUGUUCUCCCUGGUCCUAGUCUGGACCUUUCCAAACACGCAUCAUUUCGCGAUGCAGUAAUUCAGUUUUACUAGCAAACGAGAGGUUACGCUAACCCUUUUCCAGCCCCAGGAGGAGCGGGGAGAAUGUUUGCACACCUACACACUGCAACCGGCACACUGGUGUGUCAUGCUGCAAAGUUUGGAAAGCUCUGUCCUAGUCCAAAACUACACAGCAUAUUCUUGGCGAGAGAGAGGCUGAAAUAAAUUGGGACUUCUUUGAGUAGGCUCCCUGACAUGAGCCGACGGUGGUCAUAUACAUUCAUUUUAGUGUGUUUACUCUCAGCACAUGCUUGGUUGCUGAAUCCUAGUAUAGUCAUAUCUCGGUUCUCAAAUGUAAUCCGUUCCAGACGACUUCUGAAACAUUCGAAAGCCAAGGUGCAAAGGGCUGUCCACAAAUUCAGUUGAAAAAAACCGAAAAACACGCAGCGGAAGCAGUUAGACUUUCAAGGCAUGUUUGAAAACGGAAACAUUUACUUUUGGGUUUUCAGCAUUCGGGUUCCGAACUGCUAGUCGACGGAGACGUUCGAGAACUGAGAUACCACUGUACAGAUCUACAGCAGGUCAUUUUGAGACCACCCACCUCCACUAACUGGCUUUUAGGUGUAUAAUUUUCCCCAAAGAUCCUUUGUAUUUCAACUUUUCAGCCACUUGGACUGUUGAGUAUCUGUGGCUCAACGCCCCCUUGGGUGGUUUCCUGGAGACGAUUUUGCUCUAGCUGUGUUUUCCUUACAGGUAGGUAGCUGUGUUGGUAGUCGAAACAAAGUAAAAUAAAUAAAAUAAAAUAAAAAAAUUCCUUCCAGUAGCACCUUAGAGACCAACUAAGUUAGUUAUUGGUAUGAGCUUUCGUGUGCAUGCACACUUCUUCAGAUACCUGAAUACAGUCAUACCUCGGGUUACAGAUGCUUCAGGUUGUGCGUUUUUGGGUUACGGAUGCACUGAAACCCAGAAGUACCAGAAUGUACUGUGAGAAACAGGCAAGCAGGAUUCGAACACAAGAGCCUUCUCCCCUCCUGUGGUUUCCAGCAACUGGUAUUCAGAAACAUUGCUGCCUCUGACUGUGGAGACAAGAGCGUAGCCAUCAAUAGCCCUCUGCGUGAAUUUGUCUCCUCUUUUAAAACCAAGUUGGCCAUCCCUGCCUCCUGUGGGAGCAAGUUCCAUAGUUUGACAAUGCACCGCGUGCCUUCACUUCUCAAUUCACCUGCUUUAGCUUGUUAAUGGAGAAAUCUGAGGGCUCCCCGGACAAAAAACUAGGACACCAGCCAGGAAUACAAAACAGCAGCCAGUAGGCUUGGUCUUUAUUGAAGACUGUUGCGACAGGACUCCCACCUGCCACAAGGUGGAACAAGAUGGAAGCCCCGGACAAAAGAGAACCCAAACUUUUAUUAGCUGCUAAUCCCCAUGUUACACCCCCCCCAAACUACAUCACUCAUACAUCACGGUUACAUCAUGAAAAGGGAGGUCGGGUGGCAGUAAUCUGAGCAUCCUGGACCCUGCUCCAUGGUUCUUGCCCUCCACCAAACACCCAUCAAGUGUAACAAAAAAGAUCUUUACAUUUCCCUGUUUCCCAGCCAAGUGAAUCACACCCUUUUGUCUUCAUCUGGGUUUAUUUCUGGAAUGGCUACCUGUCUGGCACUCAGGUAUCAGGAUGCCAGGGAUUAUCUCUCAGGCAGAGGGGCUGCUGAGCAGCUGAGCUCACAUGUCUAUAUGAAUUUCUGAAGUUUUCCCUGUGAGCCAGUACACAGAUACAUUUUUCAGUGAAUUGUUACAUUUGGCGUCUUGCAGUAGAGGCCCUUUGAAUAGAUAGGAAGAAACUGUGAUGGGGUGUUUUGUGGGGACAAAUCACAAAAGCCACAAAAGCGAUUGUGCUGGUUUUGGUAGUGGGCUGCAUGUGCAUGAUAUCUGCUGGAGGGGCAACCCACCCCAACCUAUACAUAAAUUCCUGCAACAAGCCACACUGACUCUUCGGGAAUUUUAGCUGGACAAAUACGGGAUUGUCUACAGCCCAAUCCUAGCAGCUUCUUUCCCUCAAAGCCAGGACAAAGCCAUGUUGCCGUAAAAGCUCUACUGGGUCUAACCCAGCAUCCGUCUUGACCACAGCAUCUUGUCAAAAAAUGGCGUUCGGCUAGGGGCUUCUGGGAAACUCAAGCAGAACCGGAAGCUUCCUUCUCCACAGUGUGCCAUGCAGUAACCAUAGAUAGGCCAUUCCAUUUAUAAAUCUUAUUUCCGUGAGGUACCCCAAAGUACUUAGGAGGCACGCUUCCUUGGCUCAUGGCGACUCCAUCUUGGCUUUUACUAAGCUCAUUGCGGGUGUUGCACUCUGAUGCUUUCCUACCCUGCUGUGCUUUCCCUAAAAGGGCCUCCCAUAAAUACCACACUUAAAACCAAGCAAAAAGAAGUGGGGAUGGGUGUAGCCCCCUCCCCUCAUGACAGCCACGAAGGCUUUGUUGUUGUUGUUUAGUCGUUUAGUCGUGUCCAACUCUUCAUGACCCCCUGGACCAGAGCACGCCAGGCACUCCUGUCUUCCACUGCCUCCCGCAGUUUGGUCAGACUCAUGCUGGUAGCUUCAAGAACACGGUCCAACCACCUCGUCUUCUGUUGUCCCUGUUAGGUUGUGGGCGAACAUAUCAGAUGACACAGUGAUUCUUCCAAAGCAGCUCUUUAUUUGUAAGCUGGAACAGAACUGAACUGAGGAACUCAGUCAGCCUGCUUAUAUAGAGCUCCAGAACAAUGUAACUGUUGCCAUUUUCUAAAACGAUACAAUCACUGAACGUCACUUUCGAUCCUUCAUUUGCAUACAAACUAUCCAAUCACUGAACGUCACUUUCGAUCCUUCAUUUGCAUAACUAUCUACAGUAUCCCCUUGCUGGCCCAGGGUAAGAACUUCAGUACAUAACAGUCCCCUUCUCCUUGCACCCUCCAUCUUUCCCAACAUCAGGGUCUUUUCCAGGGAGUCUUCUCUUCUCCUGAGGUGGCCAAAGUCUUGGAGCCUCAGCUUCAGGAUCUGUCCUUCCAGUGAGCACUCAGGGUUAAUUUCCUUAAGAAUGGAUGCGUUUGAUCUUCUUGCAGUCCAUGGGACUCUCAAGAGUCUCCUCCAGCACCAGAAUUCAAAAGCAUCCAUUCUUCGGCGAUCAGCCUUCUUGAUGGUCCAGUGCAAAGGCUUUAGAGAGGUAUUAAAGAGCUUAUUAAUGGAGGAAGGCGGCUCAUUUGCAUUUAUGGUGGUUUUUACACUCAUUACACCUUAAGGCUUAAAGCAGCAAGGCAGGACGGAGAGAGUUGUCCCCUCAGAUUGUGAGGUGACCCUGUCAUUGUGCUUUUUCUGCCUUUUUCUCUCUCCCCAACACACACAUCCCUCAUUUUGUACUGAACACUUUUAUUUUAUUUUAUUUCAUUUUAUUUUAUUUCAUUCCCCCCGCUCCCCCCCUCCAUUCCCUGGUCAUCAAUGGUGGGGAAGGAGGGUAAGCGAGUCACAUUCAAAGGCCUGCUGUGAGGGAAACGAGGCAAGCCAACAUGGCGGCCGCGCAGGUGCUCCCUCUCCCUUUGCCCCGCCCCUCCCUUUCCCAGUGCCAUUCAUCCUCCUCCUCCUCCUCCCCAGUCCUGCUCCCUUCUCCGAAGUGCCCGGAUGCCAGCAGCUCGGCCGCCAUCUUCCCGACUCAGCCGAAGCGGUCCCGCACCAUUCAGUGAGCGCGAGCCCAGCAGCAGGUGCCGCCGCGGCCGCCGCCAGCCCCGUUCCGAGCCCCGCAACCGCCUCGACCAGCAUCCCCGGAGAUGUGAGUAGCGCCCGAUUUGCAAAGCGCCGCGGGGCGAGCAAUGCUCUUCAGGGUGCAUAGAGGCGGGUGCAUGUGAAAAGAGAGGGUUUUGACGUUUGCUCGCCGGCGCGAGGGAGGGAAGGCGGCUCAGAGCCGCCCACGCAGUGGACCCCCGCGGGUGCUUUUUCCUCCUUUAUCGGUGCUUAAGGGGGGGGGGUCAUUGCAACGAGAUCGAUGGCGUGCAAUCACCCCCGGCUUGCAUUAGUGUUUGUGCAUUAGGUUUGGACCCCCAUUUUUGGGGAGGGGGAGGAGGAGGCAGCGGCGGCGAAGGGCUUGGCCGCCGUCCUUUGCAAAACAACAACCCGGUUUUCAGGGCGUUGGGCUGGGUGAAGGGAGCGCAAUGGUGAGAAAUGCAUGUAGAAACGUUGCGCUCCCCCCCCAUCCCCCACGCCAAAGCGCGUUAUCCUUUUGUGUCUCUCUUCGCCCACCCACACAUCAGCCUAAGGCGAUCUAGGGAAGGAGGGGGGGGGAUCAGGGCAAGGACGUGAGGCGGCUGGAAGAGAUCGAGCGGGGUGGGGGCAAGGAGCCUUCCUCCACCUUGAAAGAGAUGGCCGGGGGGGGUGCCUCUCCCGCCACCGCCAAGCUUUCCCCCUUCCCUCCUCCCCAAACCUCGCAUCUUUCCGCAGGCAAAGGGGUCAACUGGUUGCAAUGUUGCAUCUCUCAUCUCAUCCCUCCCCCACUUGAAUCGUGGAGUGUGGGGGGGAGAAAGCCCCCUAAAAUAGGCAAGGAGAGAAAUAAACAACAUGCGGUGUUACAUUUCCCCUAAGAUUGCGAGAAAUAAAUGAGGUCAUCGUGUAUGAUCCUUCCCCUCCUUGGAGGAGGACGUAUAUGAGAGCCCUGUUUUACCCCCCCCUCGAAAUCUUCUUGAUGUAGCCAGGAUCUAGGGAAGGAGAUUUUAAUAAAUAGUCGGACAUUCCGCUUUAAUCUUGUCCCCAUCCAUUUAAUCUCUGCUUGCUUUGAUGGAGAAUUGCCUCUUCUUCCCUCUUUUUAAAUAUAUUUUGCAGGGAAAAGCUAGCAUUAAAUACAUUUUUUUAAAAAUCUGCCUGCAUAUAAUGUUUCUGCUGUUGUUUUUUUAAAUGGGAGUGCCUGCUUCCUCCCUCCCUUUUUCUCCUCCAUUAGCAUACCUGGAGGCGAUUAACUGAUUCCUGUGUCAGUGUAAAAAAAAUUAACAGAUCCCCCCCCCCUUACAGGUGUUAGGUAUAUGGUGGUGGUGGGUGCCUAGCGAUACCCCCCUCCCCACAAACGCCAGUGGAUGCCAAAUGCUCUGAUGGUUGAAAUCGACAGGGGGGGGGGUGUUCUGAAAGCAUCAUCUGACCAGAUAUAUGUGUUCAGCGCCCCCACCUUCCAUUUUUCCUCUUCAGUAAGGCACUAGAUACAGCCCCUCGCCAUGUCUGAAAUAACGGGGAUGUGUGGGGGGGCACGUUUAAGACCUGCCACCCCUCCCAUAUUCACCCUUUUGAGUAUUUUUAGAUUUUGCAAACGCAAGCAGGCAGACAGAUGACGCUAAAAAUACCCUUUAUUCCCAGGCAGUUGUCACUUCCUUGAUUUUCAUUCAACCUUUGCUGUUUGUUCCUCUUUUGUGGUGGCAGGAGGGCGGGAAUGGAAUGCCCCCCCUUUAUUCUGCAAAAACCUCAGCUUCCUUUCACUGCUGUGAUUGGCAUCCUUGUGGUGUGGGCUCCCGUUGUGCACCAUAGAAAGGAGUCGUAGAGACCACCCCCCAAUAUGAAAUUUUCUGUUUUUCUUUCUGGGGGGAUGUAGAUCCUUCACAAAUUUUGUGUUGUCUUUCCUAAUAACACUUCCUAAGCUCUGAAAGGGGAUGGGGACAGGGGGAUGACAUUGUGGAGGAGAUGGUAAGGCUGGAUUUGGGGGGGGGUAAGAUUUAGAGUCGGGUCUGUGUGUUAUGGACAGGAAAUGUACGUGCGUAAUUGAGAAAAACAGGCAGGUUCAAGGGAGAGAGAACAAGGUGUGGAGGGAUUGGGGGAAGGUGAGGGGAAAGGAAUGAGAAUAUACACACACACACACACAUAUUUAUAUAUAUAUGGAAUAUGGCUUUUGUUGUGGGUACAUUUUGGGGGCUACGGUGGUGUGCGUGCCCAAGAAUCGAGGGCUGUUGAAGGGGGUGUCAGGAUGGCAGGCAGGAACAGAUGUUCAGCGAGACUGGGAGAUUUUUCUGGCAAAUUUCUUUAAAAAUAGAGGGUGAUGGGAGGGCAAGAUGAUUUUGAGUCCGCUGCAGAAAUGCUUGAGGCAUGCUUGGCUGACGAGGGAGCUGCACUCUGCAUGCACACAGAUGGUCUAGAAUUCAUUCGGGGCUGAAGAAUUCAAAGGAGGGCGGGGGGCAGGCAUUUUGGUGGUGAAAUCGGGGGAUUUUGCUCCUGAAGGAGUGGCUUGGCUUGCACUGCUGGCCUGUGAUGGAACACGCUUCUCUGCAUUGUGAGCCGCCCUGGGAUCUACAGGUGGAGGGCAGUAUGCAGAUUUAAUACAUAAUAAUAAUUGCAAUAACGUUCUGAGGUUCCAAGUGGUGCUUCCGUGCCUUUUCUCCCUGCCCCCUUGUGGGAAUAUUGUGAGCUCAAGCACAGAGAGAACAGCUGCUAAAUUAGCAGAUGAUGAUUUUGUAAUGAGAUUUAAAAUAAUAAAAAUCAGCCGGUGCAAAAAUUAUAAACUUACAUCGUUUCCACCCCACCCCCACAGCUGUGUUUGACUAUGCGUACUUUUUUCUGCCUGAGUAUUAAUAAAGCUUAUGCUCUGUAGACCUACAGCUAUAUUUUAUCCACAAAAAUCCACCAAUAUCUCACAGAUGAGCCACAGAUUUUGAUGUGAGCUUACUCCAGUCUUCAGUGGUUUUGUUUAAAAUGGGCCUACCGACCUGACUUUUGUACUUAAUCAGUUGAUAACUCAGUAACAUCAUGUGUCCAGCAUGUGAAUUUAAAAUGUAUCAAAACUAGCAGGUUUAUAUGUGAAAGAGAAACUAAUUAGCCAGUUCUUCAUAACACUCGCCCAACAACAUAUUCUCUCUCUCUCUUUAAUGAAUGUAACUCAUUGCCAGUAGUAUUAUCACCCUUCCCUCCAUCUGCUCUGUAUACCUUAAAACAGUGUUUCCCAAACUGUUUCCAGCUGUUUUUUUGGACUACAACUCCCAUCAUCCCUAGCUAGCAAGACCAGUUGUCAUGGAUGAUGGGAAUUGUAGUCUGAGGAAAAAAACAGCUGGAGACCCAGGUUUGGGAACCCCCGCCUUAAAGCAACCUUCUUAAACUUUGGGGAAGGGGUGGUGCCCUCAGAUGUUGUGGGACCACAACUCCCAUCAUCCUUGACUAAACUGUCAGGGGAUGAUGGGAGUUGUAGUCGUAGAAUCAUAGAAUUGUAGCGUUGGAAAGGGACCCUGAGCAGCAUCUGUGCACGCAAAUCAAAUAACGGAUUUGGGUGAGGGGACACACACUACCAAAUCAUGCCAUUUAGCAUACUUUCCUCCAAUGAACUGGCAUAUGUAAUUGUGCACACAUUCUUCUCUGUCCACCCUUUGAAUCUCUUCUUAGCUUCCUCUGCUUUGAUAAUAAUUCCCCUCUUUUUAGAAGGGCAGGGAGAGACACGGAGAUACUGAUUCCCCCAGUUCUUGCUCUGAAAGGUCUGAGGACUUAAAAAGUUUAUCCUUGUACCAAAAGUAAUUGUGGUGAACACCCCCUCCAGAUAGUGACAAAAACCCUUAAUGGAUCCGAGUGACUUGAGAGUUUUCACAUUAAAGUCAAGGUUGUGGGUUCGAGCCGCACGUGGGGCAAACGAUUCCUGCAUUUUCAGGGGGUUGGACUAGAUGACCCUCGUGGUCCCUUCCAACUCUACAAUGCUGUGAUUCUGAACCUGAAACACAUUCCCAUCCUAGGAGUGGUCUGUAAAUUCCCCUGGGUCUCUUCUUGAGGGUGUGUGGUUGGAUUGAAUCAAAGAGAGGAGAGGCCUAGUGCUGUGAUCAAAUACCCUCCCUCACUUUGCCCUUCAAUCUCCCCCCACCCUGCUUUCAAUGAAUUGAUCUCUUCUCCCCCUCCGCUUUACUUGAAACUGCCUUUUCUGGCAGUCCGUAAUUUGGAAGGUGGGUUUUGUAAAGGAGACAGGGGUACGCUCUCUGAGGCUGUCCCAGGAUGUGCAAAUAAUUUUCGGUAUGCCUUGCGUGGAUCUGUGGUUCUCUAUCUUGCGCCCUUCGUUCUUUUCCUCCCCUCUCCUGAUGUUUAGCAGCCUUGGAAAAUAAGACCGACCAAGUUACUAGACCACAGGAAUGUUUUACGGCUUUGCCUGUGCUUGUCUUUUGUUGGCCUGAGGCAGGGAGCGGGUGUGGGCUUGCCUAAAUCAUGAGGAUCAUCCGUGGCUGAUUUGUGUCACAUUAUAUGGAAAUGAAUCAAUUGAUUGAUCGAUCGAUUUUCCCCAGCCUGUCAAGAUGUGCCUUUAGCCGCAUGGAGCCUCAGCAGAUGUCUUGACCGGAGAGGGGAAAAUGGAGUAAAAAAGGGAAAAAAGAGGAAUUGCCUAAUAUAGAACAAACAAAACCUUUUGUUCUGAGCAGCUGAUACAACAAGUACACCCUUUGUGCCUUUAAAACAAAGGGGUAGUCAGAAGAUGAUUCAAGUCACCUCCUUAUCUGGUGUGAAGUCAUGUUUUGGCCUUGCAGAUAACACUCACCAACCCCACUGAGAUAACUCCUCUCUCAUGAGAGCUUUUGUCACAUCUGUGGGGGGCCCCGCUCCCAGCUCAAGGGCCACAUUCCCUCCUGGGGGCCACGUGCGAGUGGUGGGUGGGGCCAGAGGCAAAAGUAGACGGGACAACUCUGUGAUGUAAAUAACUGGGUUUCCAAAGGUAGUCACUUCCGUCCCAUCACCUCCUGGCAAAUAGAAGGGGAAGAAAUGGAGGCAGUGAGAGAUUUUGCUUUCUUGGGCUCCAUGAUCACUGCAGAUGGUGACAGCAGUCACGAAAUUAAAAGACGCCUUCUUCUUGGGAGAAAAGCAAUGACAAACCUAGACAGCAUCUUAAAAAGCUGGACCAUAAAGAAGGCUGAUCGCCGAAGAAUGGAUGCUUUUGAAUUCUGGUGCUGGAGGAGACUCUUGAGAGUCCCAUGGACUGCAAGAAGAUCAAACCUCUCCAUUCUGAAGGAAAUCAGCCCUGAGCGCUCAAUGGAAGGACAGAUCCUGAAGCUGAGGCUCCAAGACUUUGGCCACCUCAUGAGAAGAGAAGACUCCCUGGAAGAGACCCUGGUGCUGGGAAAGAUAGAGGGCCCAAGGAGAAGGGGACGACAGAGGACGAGAUGGUGGGACAGUGUUCUCGAAGCUACCAGCAUGAGUUUGACCAAACUGCGGGAGGCAGUGGAAGACAGGAGUGCCUGGCGUGCUCUGGUCCAGGGGGUCAUGAAGAGUCGGACACGACUAAACAACAACAAUGCCCCCCACUGCCCAUUUAUAAGCCCCCUUUGGGACCCUGACCCUUGAACCUUCACCCUUGUCUUUACCAAAUGACUUGGCAUAACAAAGGCGGACUUUGGAUGUGCAUUUGCUUCCAAGCGAUAAGCCUGCCCUUUAUCAGAUGUAGAAAUUACUUAAAUUACCUUGGUACGUGCCACUUGAUUGGAGGAUGAAUUCCUGGCUGGUUUAUUAUCGCCAAAUAGGUUUCUAAAGGGUUUAUUUUUCGGAGGAUGUCUGCAGUUCUGCACGUUUCCUGUUUCCUGAGGCGAACCGGCUGCUGAGAUCCCCUCUGUGUCCUAGGGAAGUUGCCGCCUCAUACGGACCUCAGGCCUUUCAUUCUUCCAGCCCAGUUCUGUCCGCUCUGGCUGGCAGCAGCCAGCUCCAGGUUCUUCUCUCUUCCCGAUUCUUUGAAUUGGGGAGAACUGGGUGGAUGGGGACGCGGGUGGCGCUGUGGGUUAAAUCACAGAGCCUAGGACUUGCCGAUCAGCAGGUCGGCGGUUCAAAUCCCCGUGACGGGGUGAGCUCCCGUUGCUCGGUCCCUGCUCCUGCCAACCUAGCAGUUCGAAAGCACGUCAAAGUGCAAGUAGAUAAAGAGGUACCGCUCUGGCGGGAAGGUAAAUGGCGUUUCUGUGCGCUGCUCUGGUUCGCCAGAAGCGGCUUAGUCAUGCUGGCCACAUGACCCGGAAGCUGUACGCCGGCUCCCUCGGCCAGUAAAGCGAGAUGAGCGCGGCAACCCCAGAGUUGGCCAUGACUGGACCUAAUGGUCAGGGGUCCCUUUACCUUUUACCUGGGUGGAAGACAGAAACUCAAGAAGUCACUUUAUCCUGAGUCAGACAGGUGGUUCACCUAGCUUCAUAUAGACCACACUGAUCUGCAGCAGCUCUCCAGGAUUCCAUAUAGCGUUAUCCCUCUGGGGAUUAAACCUGGAACUUUUCACGUGCAAAGCACAUGCUCAGACCCACUGAGCUAUAUGUAUAGCUUUUCCCGGAUCUGUGCCCUGCUACCUGUUCUCUUCUGGUGCCCCUUCCCAUUCAUGCACACGCAUUGUGUUGCUGCAAAGGCCAAAGUAGUGCAUUUUCCGCCUCCUGUUUUUCUCAGUGCAACAUUUGAUUUAGGUGUGCAAUGCUAUCUGCACUUGGAAUUCUAGCUAGCUGGUAGUAGUGAAUUUUAUUUUAUUUUAUUUUUUUGCUGUCUUUUGCCCUGCACAAUAAUGGGAUGAGGAAGGGGGCAGAGACCAGCAGGGUAUCUAUCUAUGUAUGUAUAAAGGUAAAGGGACCCCUGACCAUUAGGUGCAGUCGCGGACGACUCUGGGGUUGCUGCGCUCGUUUCGCUUUACUAGCCAAGGGAGCCGGGCGUACAGCUUCCGGGUCAUGUGGCCAGCAUGACUAAGCCGCUUCUGGUGAACCAGAGCAGCGCACAGAAACACCGUUUAGCUUCCUGCCAGAGUGGUACCUAUUUAUCUACUUGCACUUUGUCGUGCUUUCGAACUGCUAGGUUGGCAGGAGCUGGGACCGAGCAACGGGAGCUCACCCCGUUGUGGGGAUUCGAACCGCCGACCUUCUGAUCGGCAAGCCCUAGGCUCUGUGAUUUAACCCACAGCGCCACCUGCAUCCCCUCUAUCUAUGUAUACCAGCACUUUAAAACCUGGGGGUUCCUUGAUUAAAUUCAAAACCUGAAUGUUCAGAGUGCUCUGUCCAUUUGCUGAAGUGUCUCUAAUGGCUUUUUGGAAGAAGCAGGUGCUGGAGGGUGUUGAUUUAUCCCUUUCGGAGCGAAUGCUUCUUGCAUUUCCUUCCUGAGGACUGGUAACUUGAACUGCACAGUUCCUCCCUCCCAUCAGACAGAAAUUGCCACGCAGCUAGCUGAGCUGGAGGGGAAAAAAAGGGAAGUCAAACUCACGUGCCAACCUCGAAGGUACCUCCCUCUCUUUGAACUAGUGAUAACUUUUGCAGCCUAUGCAGCAGUUGCUCAGAUUUUGAGCUUUUAUCUGGGCUGGAUACCUAUAACCUGCCUCAAGUGUAGUGUAGUGGUUAUUGUUGGACUAGGAUCUGGAAGAGCAGUCUUCAAAUCCCCAUUCAGCCUAACCUACCCCGCAGGGUUGCUGGGGGGAUUAAAUGAAGAAAAGGAGAACCAUUCAUGCCACCUUGAGCUCCAUAGAGGAAAAAGCAGGAUGGAAAUGCAAUCCUUUUUUUUUUUUUUAAUCUUCCAGUAGCCAGUGCUUUCCUCAAAAGUCAGAGGGGUGGUGCUCUCUCCCAUCAUUUAUUUUCAUUCUUGGUGGGGGUUUUUUGUGCUGGUUCCAGAAAUAACAAGGUGUUCUGCUCUGAGCUGGAGGUGGUUCAAUGGUCACUUAGCAUCUUGGUCAAAAUCUCCUUCACGUAACUGAUUUGCUUCCCCUUCUGUCCAUGGACCACCCCUGAUCUCAUUAUCGUGAGAGAAGUUAAAGCCGUUAGCUUCUGCAUUUAUCAUCAAUCUUGCCUUAACGUGUUUCUUUCUUUUUUAAAUGAAAACAUAAGAAUAGCACGUGAGUGAGAGAAACAAAACGAAACUGGUUCCACAUACAGUGGUACCUCGGGUUAAGUACGUAAUUCGUUCUGGAGGUCCGUUCUUAACCUGAAACUGUUCUUAACCUGAAGCACCACUUUAGCUAAUGGGGCCCCCUGCUGCCGCCGGAGCCCGAUUUCUGUUCUCAUCCUGAAGCAAAGUUCUUAACCCGAGGUACUAUUUCUGGGUUAGCGGAGUCUGUAACCUGAAGCGUAUGUAACUUGAAGCGUAUGUAACCCGAGGUACCACUGUAUAUCUCUGUCCUCGACACGUCGAGCAGGGCCUGGUGUUCUUAAAAAUGCAACGGGGGGAAAAACAAAAGGAAGAAAUUUCUUAAUUGGCCUAAGAACAUAAGAAGAGUUCUGCUGGAUCAGGCGGAUCUAGUCCAGCCAGGACCUGAGCACAGGAACCUUCUCCCCUCCUGAUAUUCAGAAGCGUUUAUUUUCUCCAACCGUGUCGACAAAGCGUUGUCGCUCUGCCUCGUAGCCCUUGGAGCUGUGUGUACGUGCUUAACAUAUAAGCCAUAACAUUAGCUUAUUUUGCAUCAUUCAUUCAUUCUGCCAGUCAUGCCCAGCUCCUUGCCAACUUCCCCCACAGCUGCUGAGAGUUCGCCAGCCCUGCGUCUGGGCUGUACCAUUUCAGACUGUUCGGGGUUGGGGCGGGAGCAUUUUACGUGACUUGCCUGUGGGGAAAGUCACUUGCCUAUAGAAAAGGUAAUAUGCAAGUGGAAAGGGUGCUAGUGUGAGCCUCUUAUUUCCUUUAUUUAUUUUAUUUCAAAAUUUUAAUUUAUUGAAUUCAUAUACCGCCCUAUACCCGGAAGUCUCAGGGCGGUUCACAUAAAAAUAUCACAGUAUAUAAGAUAAAAAAUAAAAGCAAUAACCCAGUAAUACCCCUCCUAGAAAAGAGCCACAUUUUAAAAGGUUAUGGGAUGUGCUAUAUCUCUGUGUGCAGGGCAUUUUUCUUCCUUUUUUUGAGGGAAGGAGGAGCCAUUCUGCGACGUAAGAGGUCCCAGUUACAUCACUUAAUCAGAACGAAGCCUUCAAAGGCGCUCUCCAGAUGUUUUGCAUUACAACUCCCAUCAGCCAGUGUCUGGGGUGAUGGCAAGCUCUAGGUCUACGCAGUGAUGGCCAAACUUGUCCCUCCAGCUGUUUUGGGACUACAACUCCCAUCAUCCCUAGCUAACAGGACCAGCGGUCAGGGAUGAUGGGAAUUGUAGUCCCAAAACAGCUGGAGGGACAAGUUUGGCCAUCACUGGUCUACAGCAUCUGGAGGGCGCCGAGUUGGGGAAUGCAGCCUUAGAAGCUCAUCUCAACUUGCUCUGUGGGUUAAGGUAAAGGGUCCAGUCAUGACCGACGGGUUGCGGCGCUCAUCUCGCUUUACUGGCCGAGGGAGCCGGCGUACAGCUUCUGGGUCAUGUGGCCAGCAGGACUAAGCCACUUCUGGCGAACCAGAGCAGUGCAUGGAAACGCUGUUUAACUUUCCGCCAGAGUGGUACCUAUUUAUCUACUUGCACUUUGACGUGCUUUCGAGCUGCUAGGUUGGCAGGAGCUCUGUGGGUUAGCAAACCCAUAAAGACGAAGGUUUGUGGGGAAGGCUGAAUUUCUGGGCCCCAGCGCACACCCUCCCAAGACCCUUUUACAUAACUGUGAUUUCUGUCCUCAACAUGGUCUCCAAUGGCCUGGGAUUUCUCUCUCUCUCUUUUAAAAAAAGGAAAGGGAGGGAAACCAAAUCAGAUCUGGUAACUCAUUUUUUGUUCUGUGUCAUUCUCUUGCUGGUUUUGUUUCUCUAGCCUUGUCUCCCCCCAAUGGAUGAUUUACUUGCCAUUGUUUCAGUGGUGUGGCGUCACUGUCUGAAAAUAGAAGGCACUUGGGAAUGUGUGUGUGUAUGUCUGUCUGUCAGGGAAUUGCAGGUCCCUUUCCUCAACAUGGAAAUCGCCCGCCUUUCAUUUUAAUUGUUUCGAAAACGAGACUCAGUUGGUGCAAACCAAGGUUCCUGACCUGGGGAGAAAACCCGCCGAAAAGCCUUUGUUUCUAUGGGUGCCAAUCAAAUCUGGAAAAGGUACCCGGAAAAAAAGGGUGUUUCAGGAAUUUGAGGUGUUCUGCCUAAACUGAGCUGUUCUGAUGUGGGCGGGGUGUAUUCCAUGGGAAUUAGACAAUUUCAUUCUUCGUUUGAAAAUCAGGGUCCUGUGGCCUGUAGGAUUUUUGGCUACCCAGAGCUGCUUCCUUGUGUCCUGUAAAAGCUUGAUAUGAUGCUGUCCAGGUCUCCCUUUCCAGGGAUUAAAUAUAGAGUCCUUGCUCUUAAUCCCCCUCUAAUUAUAGCCUGUUAUCUUAAACCCACCAGAGUUUUUGUAGUGCAGACCCCCCCUCCCAAUGCCCAGGAGAUCCUCUUUUUUCUGGCAGGGGCCGGGUGCUGUUUUCUUGCUUUAAAAAGGGUAGUCUUUUUGGGGGGCGGGGUUGCAUUGCAGUUACCGUCUUUAUUUUAGAUUGUUCAGUUUUUGUGGCAUUUAAACAAAACCGCUGAUGGGGAAGGUAGGUUUGUGCUGGACACUUGGGAAGCUAUGGGUGGGGUUAUAUAGGGGUUUAUAUUUAUUUAUUCAUAUAUUGUUUACAUAUAUUUACUUAUAGCAAAGUGUAAUAACAGAGGCCAAAUAAAACUAGAAAGAGAUAGCUGGAACUAAACACAGAGGAACAAAUUUCCAUAAUGAAACAGGACAUAAUAAAUUAACAUCACAAGGUUGCAAGUAACACAGAUGGGUUUUCAUUAUCCUCUACCUUGUGACUUGAGUGCAUUAUAAAAAGACUCAGAUUUCUCGAUAGAGACUUUGUCUUGUUGCCUGCCCUCUCGGUUUCUCUCACCGUAUAUGUAAGCGUAACCAUGUACAGUAGUACCUUGGUUCUCAAAUUUAAUCCAUUCUGGAAGUGCGUUCCAAAACCAAGGCACACUUUCCCAUAGAAAGUAAUGCAAAAUGGAUUAAUCUGUUCCAGACUUUUUUAAAAAAAACCCUAAAACAGCAAUUUAACAUGAAUUUUAUUAUCUAACAAGACCAUUGAUCCAUAAAAUGAAAGCAAUAAUCAAUGUACUGUCAUAUAAAAUAAAUAAGACAGUUUUGUAGAUGAUAAUUUUUUAAAAAAUAAAUAACUUUCUUACCUGCACUGAUGAUAGUCAUUGUUUGGAUGGGGGGCUUUUAUCCAUUUCCACAGUCACACAAUCAAUCUAUCAAUCAGUAGCCGUACUGGGUUCCACACAGACACAAAAAAUUAGCCAAAACAGCUUCAAAAACAAAAAUGCAAAAUAAAUAGCAAAAACAAAAGCGCCAAACUUAAUCCGAUCUGGAAGGCCAUUUGACUUCUAAAAUGUUAGAAAACCAAGGCACAGCUUCUGAUUGGAAACAAUAGCCGACAGCUGCAUUGGACGUCCAACUUCUGAAAAAACAUUAAAAAACCAGAAUACUUACCUUCCGGGUUUUUGGUGUUUGAGAACCAAGGUACCGUUGUAUACUAUUAGUUAUCCAUUUUCUCAGGGAUGGUGUUCUGUCUCCCCUGACCCCACCCAUUUUGACAAAUUAUCAUUCUGGCAGAAGUUAAGAGGUGUUGUGUUAAUUCCCUGCCCUCUGUUUGUACAGUGUCUUUGACGCAAGCCAAUGAUGUGGGUGUUUAUUUUAGUUUAUUCCAUUUGCAUCUCACCCUUUCCUCACUCUGGAACUCAAGGUGUGUCUCCCAUUUGGUCAGGUGCUUCAGCCAGGUGCCUGUGCCUGUGCGAUGUCAGGACUUGCAAGCCCUGGGGCCGAUUUUCAAAAACCUCUGUAGCCACGGACAACCAAAUUCCGUACCAAGAGAAACUGAAUCCCGAAGCUGCUCAGAGUGGCCAUUGUGGAUACGGCUGGGCGUAUUUGUUGGAAAAGAUCGUCAUGAAUCUCCCCCUGAAGAUAGAGAGAUAAAGCCCUUUUGAACAAUUGAGGGGUGAGGGUAAUUCCUGUACAGUGGUACCUUGUUUUAAGAACAGCUUAGUUUAUGAACAACUUGGAUUAAGAACGCUGCAAACCUGCAAGUAGGUGUUUCGGUUUGUGAACUUUGCUUUGGAAUAAGAACUUGUUCCGCUUCCUGUUGAGCGUGUUCCAUUUGUAAAUUGAGUCCUCCGCUGCUAUGGGAAAGUAUGCCUUGGUUUAAGAACGCUUUGGUUUAAGAACGGACUUCCGGAACAGAUUAAGUUCGUAAACCAAGGUACCGCUGUAUAUAUCAAGUUGCCUGUAGCAAGUAUGAGUUUAUAAUAAUAAUAAUAAUAAUAAUAAUAAUAAUAGUAAUAAAUUUAUUUAUACCUCGCCCAUCUGGCUGAGUUUCCCCAGCCACUCUGGGCGGCUCCCAAUCAAGUGUUAAAAACAAUACAGCACAACAAGCUUUUUUGUUUGUUUUGUUUUUAGUUUUUUCUGGGCCAUCAAUGUAAUGACAACUGACGUAACACAAUUAUGUAGGAAGACGGGUUCCUAAAUGUUUUGAUGGCUGCUAGUUCUUUAUGUCAUCACUUUUGGGAACUUAAAUGCAAGGCUGGUGGCAUUGUUAUUUUGUUUUGUUCUUUUUGCUUGUGGGGAACUGAGAAUGGAUGAUGCAAUGAAGGUUAACAGAAACUUGUAUCUAUAAAAAUCAAUAUAUAAUAUGGAUUACAGUAUAAACAGCAGAGUCUAAAAGCAGCACUCGGAUUAAAAUUAAAAACAGAAAAGCAAGUUGCAAAUAUUAUGAUUUCAGUGUCUGCAUCUGCAAAAGGAUGCUCUCAGUUUCUGUCUACAAGACAGAUGCAUAUCCGCCAGGAGGAUAUCCCAGGGCUGUAGAGCCAUCACGAAGAAGGCCAUGCUUCUUAAAUAUUUGUUCACCCACAAUGGUUGUUUGGUAGAAUGCUUUCUUUUGUUUUUAGAGGUUGACUGUCUGGUUUUGGACCCAGAACUACCUUUGAGGAGGCUUUUCCAUGUGAGGGUGAAAUACCUCUUUGCUCAUAACCUGUGAUUGGCAUUUGUUGUUGUUGUUUAGUCGUUUAGUCGUGUCCGACUCUUCGUGACCCCAUGGACCAGAGCACGCCAGGCACUUCUGUCUUCCACUGUCUCCCGCAGUUUGGUCAGACUCAUGCUGGUAGCUUCGAGAACACUGUCCACCCAUCUCGUCCUCUGUCGUCCCCUUCUCCUUGUGCCAUCCAUCCUUCCCAACAUCAGGGUCUUUUCAGGGUCUUCUCUUCUCAUGAGGAGGCCAAAGUCUUGGAGCCUCAGCUUCAGGAUCUGUCUUUCCAGUGAGCACUCAGGGCUGAUUUCCUUCAGAAUGGAGAGGUUUGAUCUUCUUGCAGUCCAUGGGACUCUCAAGAGUCUCCUCCAGCACCAUAAUUCAAAAGCAUCCAUUCUUCAGCGAUCAGCCUUCUUUAUGGUCCAGCUCUCACUUCCAUACAUCACUACUGGGAAAACCAUGGCUUUAAUUAUACGGACCUUUGCUGGCAAGGUGAUGUCUCUGCUUUUUAAGAUGCUGUCUAGGUUUGUCAUUGCCUUUCUCCCAAGGAGCAGGCGUCUUUUAAUUUCGUGACUGCUGUCACCAUCUGCAGUGAUCAUGGAGCCCAAGAAAGUAAAAUCUCUCACUGCCUCCAUUUCUUCCCCUUCUAUUUGCCAGGAGGUGAUGGGACCAGUGGCCAUGAUCUUCGUUUUUUUGAUGUUGAGCUUCAGACCAUAUUUUGCACUCUCCUUUCUCACCCUCAUUAAAAGGUUCUUUAAUUCCUCCUCACUUUCUGCCAUCGGCAUUUAAUGGAUGUUUAUUACCUGAUCUACAUAUGGCAUUUUCGGGAGCGCCCCCUCUCAAAAAAGGCAUCACAAAACCUCAAGGCUUUCCACCCCCCCAAGCCUAAUUGUGGCAUGGUGUUACAGGGAGUGCUAACCCCCCUUCACUGUGACACCCCCUUCUAAAAUAUCCCCAUGUGUUGCAGUUCAGGUGGCAAGCCCAAUUAUGGCUGUGUGAGGCAGGAUUUGUGGUGGGCCAAAUGUGAAGGCUGAAUCUGACCUUUAGGCCAGUGGGUUCCAGGCCAGUCCUUCAUUGCUCGUCUUUCUUUUACACAGUGGUACCUUAGUUCUCAAACUUAAUCCGUUCCAGAAGUCCAUUCCAAAAUCAAAGCGUUCCAAAACCAAGGCGCGCUUUCCCAUAGAAAGUAAUGCCAAAUGGAUUAAUCCAUUCCAAAUUUUUAAAAACAACCCCAUAAACAGGAAUUUAACAUGAAUUUUACUAUCUAACGAGACCACUGAUCCAUAAAAUGAAAGCAAUAAACAAUGUACUGCAGUCACACAAUCAGUAGCUGAACUGGGUUCUACACAGUCACAAAAACAAAUCAAAAAGCCACUAAAAGGCAAAAUAAAUAGCAAAAACAGACAGACCUCAGCGUAACACUCAAAUCGGAAGCGUAACACUCAAAAUGGAGCACGUUCGGCUUCCAAAAAAAGUUUGCAACUGGGACACUUACUUCCGGGUUUGGGUUCCAAGUUGUUUGAGUUCUAAGGCGUUUGAGAACCAAAGUACCACUGUAUAUAUUUUUGGCUUGAAUCUGUUAAUUACAUUUCACAGUUCUUUGAGGACAGUUGCCUUGCUGUGCACUCCGUGCUUUGUUUUCGUGGUGUAAGCUGUCCUUACUAAGACAGCUGGGAACUAUAACUUUUUAAUGUGAGAUGAAGUCGGGGCGGGCAGAUGAUGAUGAUGAUGACAACCACCGUUUUUGCUUUCUCUCUUGCCUGCAGGUCGGCUCCCGCUGCCGCCGCGCCCCCCGCUGCCGGAGGAGAGGGGGGUGGCCCUCCUCCCCCACCCCCCAACCUCACCAGCAACAGAAGGCUGCAGCAAACUCAAGCUCAAGUCGAUGAGGUCAGUCGCGUGGGCAAGGAUGAGUGUGGGGCUGGGCACUUUGGGGGAGAGUAGCCUCUUUCUCCUUGCCACCUCUGUUGGAUUGGGGAGGGAGGGGGGGGGUUGCAAGGUGACUGUUCUCGCAUAAUUGCUUAGGGUGGGAGGAGAGCAUGGAGUAAAAGUCCUACCUACACACAGCACAAACCCACAGGCUGUGUAGCUCAGUGAUAAAGCCUUUGCUAUGCACAGAGAAAGGGACGCGGGUGGCGCUGUGGGUUAAACCACAGAGCCUAGGACUUGCCAAUCAGAAGGUCGGCGGUUCGAAUCCCCGUGACGGGGCGAGCACCCGUUGCUCGGUCCUUGCUUCUGCCAACCUAGCAGUUUGAAAGCACGCCAGUACAAGUAGAUAAAUAGGUACCGCUGCAGUGGGAAGGUAAACGGCGUUUCCGUGCGCUGCUCUGGUUUCGCCAGAAGCGGCUUAGUCAUGCUGGCCCCAUGACCCGGAAGCUGUACGCCGGAUCCCUCGGCCAAUAAAGCGAGAUGAGCGCCGCAACCCCAGAGUCGGUCAUGACUGGACCUAAUGGUCAGGGGUCCAUUUACCUUUUAACAUUUCCUUGCAAUGGUGAGCUGGGAAAGGGAAGACUUCAGAUAGUCUGAUGGCAUGGCUGCCACAAGGUGAGAGUUGAGGGGGAAUCCAGAGACAGCCUACGGAUUCGUCUUGCAUCUAUUUUUUCUCUCUCUGCUUUUCAGCCCAUGUGCUGUGGGUCUUUUCUGCAGUGCUUGCUGUGGUGAGACGGCAUCUCCUAAACCUUAUGCUUGUGUGAGAGAUCUUGGGAUGUGUGUGUGGGGGUGCAGAUUGGACUGGCCCGUUCUCCGUCUCCCUGCAGAGUUCCCUGUGGUCAACAGAAGCUUGCGGGCCUCUUGUCUUUACAGCGGUCUCCAGGAAGAAGUGUGAAGCUGUACUGGCAACUGUGUGGCGUAAUCAGUGCCGGAUUUAUGUAUAAGCUAAACAAGCUAUAGCUUAGGGCCCCACUCUCUCCCCCCCCCCCCCAAUUUUUUAUUCAUUUUAUAACAUAACUGUAGUGAGUAUGAGUUACUCGUGCGUAAACUGGUGCCUCUCUAGGCUAAUUUGCCUUGUUAAACCUUUCUGACUGCACAGCCCUUUCUCAUCGUGGCUGCCUCAGUCACUGGCAGAAUCCGUCAGUGGGCGUUUCUUGAACCUCUUCCAACAUAAGAGUUGUUUGACACCCAAUCUCCUCCUCCUCUCACUGCGCGGGAGUCUUCUGCGCAGGGAGGGCGUGGGCAGCGGAGGACCUGGGCUCUCCUCACUGAUGUCCAGUGAAGAGUCCUGGAGCCCUCUCUCCGAUUCCCCCAUCUGCCCCCCUUUAUCCCUGGUGUUGCGCUGAUUAGCUUCCCCCUCCACUGAGCUGUUUCUCCCCCUGCUGCUGGGUCCUUCGCCAGCAUCAUCUAGGAGCCUCCCCUUCGCCUUUCGCUCCGAUGUCAGUUCCCUGACAAUAACUAAACAACACAAACAGAAAAACAAACAAUACAAACAAAUUCUUGUCUUAUCCUUAUUUUUUCUAAACAUUGUAAGGUGGACUUCCCCAAGUCCCCCCUAUCUGAUUUUCAUUUUACCUCAUCUUUAGCAGUUUACAUAUAUCACAAUUUUUAACCAUGUUUUUUAUCACCCUUUUACCAUAAAAAUCUUCACAUUUUAUCACUUACAAAUAAUACUAUUUUAAAAUACACUAUCUUCUACUUCUAACCCUACAGCCUAUAGCCACUUCCAAAGCUAUUCUAAGAUUUAAAUAUUAACAUAUUUUUUCAAAUAUUCUUUAAACUUCUUCCAAUCUUCUUCCACUGUCUCUUCUCUCUGGUCUCGGAGUCUCCCAGUCAGUUUGGCAAGUUCCAUAUAGUCCAUCAUCUUCAUCUGCCAUUCUUCGAUAGAGGGCCCUACAAAAAAAAAUUAAAAGAAUUUUUUUUUUUACCAUAUAGCAUAUAUUCAACACAAAAACCAGCGACAAUUUGUUGUUGACAAAGGACAGCUGGACAUAUAAAGGGCCCCAUUACCUUCAGUAGCUUAGGGCCUCAUCAAACCUAAAUCCGGCCCUGGGCAUAAUGGUUCAGAGUGCGACCUGGGAGAGAGCAGGGUUUGCACCCCCAGUUGGCCGUGAAAUGGCCUCACCCAGGGAGAGGGGACCCUGGGCCAAUCACAACAUCGCAGGGUCGUUGUGAGGAGGAGCGCUAUGUGCUGAACCUUGCACAUCUUGGAGUGGAAAGCGACAUAUAAAUCAGAAUAAAUGAAUAAUAAUAAUAAUAGCUGCCCUUUCUCCUUCUUCUCUUCCUUUUCCUGCUGCAGGUCGUGGACAUCAUGCGAGUGAAUGUGGACAAGGUUCUCGAGAGGGAUCAGAAGCUCUCAGAGCUGGACGACCGUGCAGACGCUCUGCAGGCGGGGGCCUCCCAGUUCGAAACCAGUGCAGCCAAGCUCAAGCGCAAGUACUGGUGGAAGAAUCUAAAGGUAACCUGAAAAGAGCAGCAGGCACAUGGGGCGCCCUUUGAAUGCUAAAAGCCCUUCCUUGCUGAAACGGCCGUGCAGGUCUUAACUGGGAAUGAGAAGGCUCAGCAUUGCCCAACCCCCAAGAAUCCAUGUUUCAGUCUUCGGACUUGUAAAACUUAAGAGUAAAGCGCUGGCCCUCUGAGCACCGUAUUUUUCGCUCUAUAAGACGCACUUUUCCCCUCUUAAAAAGUAAAGGGAAAUGUGUGUACGUCUUAUGGAGUGAAUGCAGGCUGCGCAGCUAUCCCAGAAGCCAGAACAGCAAGAGGGAUUGCUGCUUUCACAGCGCAGCGAUCCCUCUUGCUGUUCUGGCUUCUGGGAUUCAGAACAUUUUUUUUUCUCGUUUUCCUCCUCCAAAAACUAGGUGCGUCUUGUGGUCUGGUGCGUCUUAUAGAGUGAAAAAUACGGUAUAUGUGCAGAUUCCUCCUGGAUGAAUCUUCUAAACUGGAGAAAGGGAAGUGAGUGGUGCAGUGUGUCGCUUCUGAGUGGGCUAAGCUGCAUGAUCUGUCCCUGGAAGGGCUUCCUCCUGUUCACUCACUCCAUUGAUUCAUUUGUUCGUUUUAUUUGUAUGCUGGUUUUCCGCAAAAGAAAAAAAAAAAAUCGUGCUCAAAGAGGCCGACGACAAAGAAAACAGGCAUUUGGAAAACUCAACAGUGCAAAAGCAAUUUUCAUGAUAGAUAACAUAGCGCAGCAAGACGAUAGAAAUUACGGUAACGUACAAUAUACCGUAUUUUUCGCUCUAUAGGAUGCACCAGACCAUAGGAGGGGGAGAACAGGGGAAAAAAAAUUCUCCCCCUCUCUGCUCAGCGCCCCUUCAGCGAAGCGGCAGGAGAAAUGGAGCCCCUUCCAUUUCUCAUCCCGCUUCACUGAAGGGGCGCUGCGCAGAGGGGGGAAACUGCAGCGCCUCUCCAGCGAAGCGAAGCUUGGAGAGCAAGAGGGAUCGGUGUGCACCGACCCCUCUCGCUCUCCAGGCUUCAGGCGGCUAUCCGCAAGCCUUCGGAGUGCAGCGGGAACUCCUGCUGCGCUCCGAAGGCUUGCGGAUAGCUGCCUGAAGCCCCCGGAGCACAGCCUUUGAAGCCUCCGCAGGGCAGCGGGGUGCCUUCACCCCACUGCCCUGUGGAGGCUUUGCACAGCCAUCCCCAAGCUAGAACAGUGAGACAGAGCGCUGCUCAGUGCUCCGUCUCCCUGUUCUGGCUUUGGGCUUAGCCGUGCAGCCUGCAUUCGCUCUAUAGGACACACACACAUUUCCCCUUAAUUUUUAGAGGGGGAAAGUGCGUCCUAUAGAGCGAAAAAUACGGUAUAAAUACAGUAUAUAUCAACAUUUCAGUACUGUAAAUACAAGGAGAUCACAUAAACAACAGCCAUCAUACAACAGCAAAAAUAAGAAGGGAGCUUGACAGUUUUCCCAUGGUCCUAGAAAAUGCCCCCCCUCACAAUAUUGCUCUGGGUCCUUCUCCUGCAGCAACUUGCAAGGCCCCCACAGGCAGGGAGUGGGGUUCAGCUGCUCCUGCCCUUGCUUGUUCCCAGAGACCAGUUGCAUCUCCUGGCACCUUUUCCCAGCUCAUGCUCUCGCUUCCCCCUCCCUCUUCUCUCCCAAUUGCAGAUGAUGAUAAUCCUGGGGGUGAUAUGCACCAUUAUCUUGAUCGUUAUCAUCGGUGAGUUUCCCCUUCUCAUAGCGAAGGCCAUAUUUUUGGGGUGGGACGGGUUGUCUUGUCUUUACAGUCAGUUGGGCUCGUUCUGGGUCCAGGUCCCCACCUCUGGCGGACAGGAUUGCACAGCCACAGGGGAAAAAGAUUCUGUUUUCUUAAAAAGCAUUGCUGCUUUUGAGAAAAGGCUCAGGGCUGCCAGUCUGCUCUCUACAGAAAAAGCUCUUCCACCAGAGCGAGGCUUCUGCCUGUUUUCCCCAUGCCAGCACUCAGUGCUGGAGCAAGUAAAGCAGUCAGAAAAGAAAAGAGCAUGUGCAGAGUGUAGAGGCAAGUGCAGAAGUUGAGCUGAGGGAGUUUGCUUUUCAGGCAGACUGCUGACUCCAGUCAUUUUCUUUAAGGCAACACUUUGCCUGUCUUCGUGGCCCCUGAAUUGUAAGGGCGUCUCAUUUGCCGCCACCUGGGUGGCUCAUAAAUCUGGACGCGACGCUGUUAAUAAUAAUAAUAAUUUAUUAUUUAUACCCCGCCCAUGUGGCUGGGUUUCCCCAGCCACUCUGGGCGGCUUCUAACAUUAAAAUCAAUACAGCAUCAAACAUUAAAAGCUUCCCUAAACAGGGCCGCCUUCAGUUGUCUUUUGAAAGUAAAAUAGUUACUUAUUGCCUUGGCAUCUGCUGGGGUCUCUAGAAGGGCUCUGGAGCGGUGUGGAUAUUGUUUAGGGCCUUUGGGCGUGAGGUCCGUAUCCUGCUGGAAGGCUUCUCAGAGUAACUUGGUUGGCUGCUGCAGGAAUCCCAAGAACCCGUCCGGUCGGGCCUUUGCUUUGAUGCAGUAAGGCACCUCUUUAGCUAGUACGGUCAAGACAGUGACCUACCUUACAGGGUGGUUGUGAAAAGAGCUGCAACAAGGAGUUGCAUGUGGCGCUCUCUUUGAAAGGGUUAAACAAAUGUUGGCAGGGGGUGGGGAGGCAAGGGGACUUGAAUGGCAGUGGGAACUUGGCCGGCCGUUCUGGCUUCUUCCUCUAGUCAAGGACCACUUUUGGAAGGCGGUAACAUCCAUCCCUCUGUGUGUGUGUUCUGGGAGGUGGGUUACCUUAGCAACCGCAUCCUGGCUGCAUGGACCAAUCCUGCUGCACAGAUUUAUUAUUAUUUUUUGGGAUAACAGCUGAGUUGGAGUGAUAUAGUUUGGGGGCGGCCGAAUCUCUUGAGGUUAUUAAUGGUUCUCCCCCCCCCCCAUACCCUCUCCCCUUCCUCCUUUUGCAGUUUACUUCAGCACUUAA
Messenger RNA from Podarcis lilfordi (Lilford's wall lizard), 35576 nucleotides. The record is from the annotation of a GenBank genome assembly. NCBI's taxonomy places the organism in Eukaryota, Metazoa, Chordata, Lepidosauria, Squamata, Lacertidae.